This is a messenger RNA of Aspergillus udagawae, 1515 nucleotides long. RefSeq names its product putative MFS transporter. The record is from RefSeq and is a predicted model, not a curated record. The transcript is spliced from 2 exons. Gene Ontology annotation, molecular function: transmembrane transporter activity. Gene Ontology annotation, cellular component: membrane. Gene Ontology annotation, biological process: transmembrane transport. NCBI's taxonomy places the organism in Eukaryota, Fungi, Ascomycota, Eurotiomycetes, Eurotiales, Aspergillaceae. Bases 1 to 1515 code for a protein of 504 amino acids.
AUGGCGGAGGAAAAGGGCACGUCUGAACUCAAAACAACUCUGGCUCAUGAGUCAGCUCAUGAGGCCGCCAGCCGUGGUCAGGUUGCAACGGACCAAUACGGUCGAGCUUUGGUCGAAUUCGACCCUGCGGCGGAAUCUCGCCUUCGACUGAAGAUUGAUCUGUACAUCGUUCCUACUGUCUCACUUCUUUAUCUGUUUUGCUUCAUUGACCGAGCAAAUGUCGGUAAUGCCAAGCUCGCCGGGCUGGAGAAAGACCUUGGCAUGAAGGGUUACGACUACAAUUCCCUCUUAUCCAUCUUCUACAUCAGCUACAUUAUCUUCGAAAUUCCUUGCAAUAUUGCCUGCAAGUGGAUUGGCCCGGGCUGGUUCCUCCCCGCCAUCACGCUGGGCUUUGGCAUCUGCUCGCUUGGCACGGCAUUUGUCCACAAUAUCCACGCCGCGUCAGGAGUCAGAUUCUUGCUUGGCGUCUUUGAAGCAGGUAUGAUGCCCGGAAUCGCUUACUAUCUGUCUCGGUGGUACCGUCGCAGUGAACUUGCCUUCCGCCUGUCGCUUUACAUUGUCAUGGCGCCGCUGGCCGGCGCGUUUGGUGGUCUGCUGGCUUCGGGCAUCCUGUCACUGGAUCAUUUCGGUGGCCUGCACACGUGGCGCAUGAUUUUUGCUAUCGAAGGCAUCAUUACCAUCGGUCUAGCGUUGAUCUCAUUCUUUACUCUUACCGACCGGCCUGAGACUGCUCGCUGGCUGACGCAGGAAGAGAAGGACCUGGCGAUCGCUCGAGUCAAGUCCGAGCGGGUCGGAACCACGGAGGUGCUGGACAAGAUUGAUAAAGCUAAAACGCUCCGGGGUAUCUUCAGCCCCGUGACCCUCGCCACCUCUUUCAUCUUCCUCCUCAACAAUAUCACGGUCCAAGGCCUAGCCUUCUUCGCUCCCACGAUUGUCAGGACCAUCUAUCCACACAGCACCGUGGUGGCCCAGCAGCUGCACACUGUCCCCCCGUAUGUCGUCGGAGCGUUCUUCACUGUGUUGUUCCCGUUCCUCAGCUGGCGAUUUGACCGACGCAUGAUCUUCUUCGUGAUUGGGCCCCCUCUGAUGAUGACGGGAUACAUCAUGUUCCUCGCCAGCACUGACGCGAUGGUCCGCUAUGGCGCGACGUUUUUGAUUGCUAGCGGAGCAUUCGCUUUUGGUGCUCUGUGCAAUGCGAAUUCAUCCAACAACGUGGUGUCCGAUACUGCGCGGUCCUCGGCCAUCGGAACCACGGUGAUGAUGGGUAACAUUGGUGGCUUGAUCUCGACAUGGUCCUUUCUGCCCUUUGAUGCCCCUAAUUAUCACAUUGGCAACGGUCUCAACCUGGCGACCUCCUCCAUGACGAUGAUUCUCGGAGCAUUGCUCUGGGGUUGGAUGCGGUGGGAUAACAAGAGACGCGAGAAGGUAGACGUUGAUCAGGCUCUGGCUGGCCUGUCGCUGAGGCAGAUCCAGGAUCUCGACUGGCGCAAUCCUGCUUUCCGCUGGCGUGACUAA